CUUUUGUUGGACGCGUUCAUGUCCGACCAACCUUUGCUCUUCAAACGACGAUCGAAGCCGGCUGCACGAGUACGCGCCUCUUCUCCAGAGACAGAGACGACAAUCAACGACAACGAUACCACUGCGAAUGAGUCACCAAGCACUCUAGCUACUCGUCUCAAAACCAAGGCCAAACGCGCUUCUCGGCCAAAGGCCCGUCUUAGCUUCGGUGGUGACUCUGACGAGGAGGGGAGCAGUAGUGAUGUGUUCAAGGUAAAAAAGUCAAAUCUCAGCCAGCGCUUGACCUUGGGCACACAUCCCGCGUUAGCAAAGAGUGGCGAAGCAUCUUCCAAUCGCGGUCCCACAUACGACCAGGCCUACCUGAAUGAACUCAAAGCCAACACCCCUUCUUCGCGGCCAGAGCCCGUCAUUCCUACGGAUGGCUACGAUGCGGACAUGUCCAUGGACGUCGAUAUGUCCGCAGACAUAUCUAUGCAAGACGACCCAGCAGUCUACAUCCAUUCCGAGUCAUCCAUCAAGCAGGCCAAGGAGCGACGCGGCUUAUUACGCAAGACAGGCGUGCCUUCUCAAGAUGACUUCAUCUCGUUGUCUGUCGUCAAACGGUCAGACGAAGACCAAGGCCCACAUCCAGAGAGCCGAUUGGUCAGAGAAGAGGAUGAACUCGGGGAGGGCGAUGACGAGUUUGCGGAGUAUACCAGUGCACAAGAGCGGAUAGCACUGGGUAAAAAGUCACGAAAGCUUGAGGCUAGCAAACGGAGAGAUGAGAUGAAAGAGCUUAUUGCUGACGCCGAAGAGGUCGAUGAAGAAACGGAGGAAUGGGAGCAAGAACAGAUUCGUCGCGCUGGUCAUGCCUCGUUUGGACCUCCAGCGAAGAAAGCGCAGGAAAUAUAUAAGCCUACACCAAUUCCGCCUGCGACACCUUUGCCAACACUAGCGCCGGCAGUUGCCCGCUUAGCACAGCAACUCGCACAACUGACCGCAUCACACGCGUCGAAUACUGCGACCUUGACGAGCCUUGCUCAAGAGCGGCUGGAAGUAGAUGAACGCGAGAAGGAAAUGCGUCAAAUGGUGGAGAAGGCUGAAAUCAAGCGUGCUUGGUUUGGUGAAUUUCGAGAAUGGGUGGAAGGUGUGGCCGCUUUUCUAGACGAAAAGUAUCCUCGCUUGGAAAAACUUGAAGACGAACACAUUUCUCUCUUGAAGGAGCGACACGAUAUGAUCAAGCAACGGCGUCAAGCUGACGACGAAGACGAUCUAUGUACAUUCCUUGGGAUUACACAGCCACCAGCCGAAGAAGAGACAGACGAUCUUGGCCGAGUUAUUCCAAAGCCAACUCCUGCUUCUCGACGGGCAGCACGACUUGCACGGCAUAGACGUCACCAUCCCAACGAAGAUGAAGAGGGAUACUCAACCGAUGCUUCACUAGCUGCUGACGACAAACAGUCAUAUUCUAACGCAAUCACAUCACUCACUGAACGUACCGGCAAAAUACUGUCUGAUGUUCGAGCAGAGGAGUUUCACGAUCCAGGAAAAGGCCGGUGGUCUGACUGGCGUGAGCAAUAUGCAGAAAGCUAUGUCGGGGCAUGGGGGGGUUUGGGUGUGGUGAGCGUUUGGGAGUUCUGGGUCCGCCUCGAAAUGAUUGGAUGGGACAUAAUCAAGGACCCCCGCAGUCUUGAUAGUUUCGAGUGGUACAACAGGCUAUAUGCAUACUCAAGACCAAACGGAGAAGAUCUCGGACCUGAUGGCGACUUGGUCGCGUCGAUGAUUUCUACCGCUGUCAUACCCCGGAUUUGCAAACUUUUAGAGGGCGGUAGUUUGGACGUGUACUCGGAUGCGGAGAUCAGACGUGUUGUCGAUCUCGUAGAAGAAUUGGAAGCUAGCGUUGAACCUGGUAACGCGAAGUUCCUGGUAUUGCUCCAAACAGUCUAUAAAUCAUUCCAAACGGCAAUAUCUGAGGUUGAUGAGUUGGUUUCAACAAGCAAAGCUCGAUCGGCAGGUGUUGGCGCGGCACCGUUUGACCCGGCUUCGAUUCCUGCCCGAACACGAUACCUAAAUAGGAGGAUAAAGUUGUUGAGAAAUCUGGUCCGGUGGAGAAAAUACUCAGGAGCGAAGCGGUUUGGAAUAGAGGAAACGGUACAGAAACUGGCAAACACGAUACGCGAGUUGGCUGAAGGUGCUUGGGAUGGUGGUCAAUCCUAUAUGGAGCAAGUUCGUAGCAUCGUUGUAUAA
Molecule: messenger RNA, 2226 nt
Organism: Mycena indigotica
Lineage: Eukaryota; Fungi; Basidiomycota; Agaricomycetes; Agaricales; Mycenaceae
Product: GC-rich sequence DNA-binding factor-like protein
Exons: 10
Coding region: 19-2226 (735 amino acids)
Biological process (GO): spliceosomal complex disassembly; mRNA splicing, via spliceosome
Cellular component (GO): U2-type post-mRNA release spliceosomal complex; nucleus
Molecular function (GO): DNA binding
Source: RefSeq, a predicted model, not a curated record